Molecule: messenger RNA, 1743 nt
Organism: Anthostomella pinea
Lineage: Eukaryota; Fungi; Ascomycota; Sordariomycetes; Xylariales; Xylariaceae
Source: the annotation of a GenBank genome assembly
AUGUCCUCCGAAUCCAGUGCUCCUCCAGUUCUCUCGACGCCCGCCGAACAUACCUUCUUCGAAGACCCGACUCCAAAAUCCGUGAUCGAGGCGGCGGGACGAAUCCAGAGACCCGACGAUGAGCUCUUCGAAGUCUACGAGAUCGCGCGGACCGCGACCGAGGUUCAGCAGCGGGCAUGGAAACGCAUUGCCCUACAGUUUCCCGACGCCAUGCUUCCGGACGCGCCGUGGGUCGUCGGUGCCCUGAGUAGAGAACUUGACAAGCUGGCAGAAUCAGCACAGGAGACCGAGCACAAGCCGUCGCGCGAGGAUAACACCAAAGGCCAAGUGGAUGACAAGAACAAAGUGCGCGAUCGGGGGCAGAACCAGAGGCAAAGGCUUUAUAUCCUCGCAGAUACAUCAUACAGCGCGUGCUGCGUCGAUGAGAUAGCGGCAGAACACGCAGAUGCUGACGCGGUUGUACACUAUGGACGCGCGUGCCUGAGCCCUACCUCGCGGAUACCGGUCCUACACGUUUUUACGAGGCAGAAACUAGACUACGAGGCAGUUCUCGCAUCGUUCGAGACCGAGUUCCCAAACAAGGCACAGAAGGUUAUCCUGAUGGCCGAUGUCAUGUUUCAAGAGCAUGUUGCACCCGUGUGUGAACUACUCCGAGGGAAGGGGUAUACCCGUGUUGUCGCAACCGAGAUCGUGCACGAUCCGUCAGGAACCAUCCCAAAUCGCCAGCUUCUCCCGCACGAGUCGAGGACGAUGGCAGAAGCUGAUGAUGACCUACACGACUACGACCUCUUCCACAUAUCGACGCCUCCUAGCUCGCUGCUCCUGACCCUUUCAUCCCGCCUCGCCUCGCUACGCAUCUACCCGACCCCGACCUCCCCAUAUACCACCACAUCCAGUCCUCCAGACCCGAGCGCGACACCCUCUAUUCUCCGCCGGCGCUACGCACUCGUCAUCCGACUCGCCACCGCCUCCAUCAUCGGCAUACUGGUGAAUACGUUGUCGGUCAAGAACUACAUGUCCACCAUCUCGACGCUGAAGAGCCAGAUCGCGGCCGCGGGCAAGAAGAGCUACACCAUUGUCGUAGGCAAGUUGAAUGCGGCCAAGCUGGCCAACUUUGCCGAGGUCGACGGCUGGGUCGUGGUCGGCUGCUGGGAGAGUGGACUGGUGGAGCAGGAGGGUCUGUGGAAGCCCGUCAUCACGCCCUUUGAGAUGGGCCUGGCGCUGCAGCGCGAGGAGGAUAGGAUAUGGACAGGUGAAUGGUGGGGUGGCAUUGAGGGGGUGAAGAACCAAGUCAGCGAGUCUACGAAGACCGAGGGUGACUCGGCGCAGGAGCUACGAGAAGGACCAUACACCAGACCUGAACAUGUCGAGGGCGGAGUAAGCGACGAAGAAUCGGAACCUCCCGUGUUUGACCUGCGAACCGGCAAGCUCGUCAGCAAUAGUCGGCCAAUGAGAGUGGCGAUGCGUGGUUCUGCUGCGGCUGAUGCCCAACCCAAUGGCGACGGUGGCAAUGGCCAGGGGCUUGGCUCGUUUUCUCUCACGAGGCGGGCUAUAGGCGAGGUGGCCCUAGUGAAGGGUGAAGCCAGUCCUGGCGCCGAGUUCCUCAGGUCACAGAGGACAUGGCAAGGUCUAGGCAGCGACUUCAACCAAGACGAAGAAGAGGGAGCCAGUACUGUUGUUGAAGAGGGUCGCAGCGGUGUUGCGAGAGGGUAUACUGUUGGCGAGGACCAGCAAAGAGCCUGA